This is a messenger RNA of Cercopithifilaria johnstoni, 360 nucleotides long. The record is from the annotation of a GenBank genome assembly. NCBI's taxonomy places the organism in Eukaryota, Metazoa, Nematoda, Chromadorea, Rhabditida, Onchocercidae.
AUGUUCCGUUGGUCGUCUGGCUAUUCAAAGAUCAUAAGGUUAGAGAAUAUUCGGAUCUUUCCAAGUUGUCGUCUCGUCACCACCAACUCCAUAUAUAAAGCCAAGAAAAAUGCUACACCGUCUAAGCGUGAUUUGAUCAAUGAUGGCACAACAUAUGUUAAAGUUGCUACGAUGUUAAUCACAGCCAUUAUUGGUCUUCGGCUUAUCACUUCUAUAUUUGAUGGAAAAAACUACGAAAGUUUUGGUGAUGCUUUCAAAUCACAUGCUUUUUCUUGGCCUCAACAUUACAAUAUAUUUUUGCCCCAAGACAGACUGGAUGUCAACGAUGAAGAUGAUGAAAUUUCAACGGAUGACAUUUAA